This is a messenger RNA of Drepanopeziza brunnea f. sp. 'multigermtubi' MB_m1, 768 nucleotides long. RefSeq lists its product as uncharacterized. NCBI's taxonomy places the organism in Eukaryota, Fungi, Ascomycota, Leotiomycetes, Helotiales, Drepanopezizaceae. Gene Ontology annotation, molecular function: nickel cation binding. The record is from RefSeq and is a predicted model, not a curated record.
AUGGAAGUCGGCCUCUCUAAACAAUACGCAGGUCCUCUCUCCACCUCUUCCCACCACUUCCUACUUCUCUUAUCAGAUUCCGCGCUUCCACUCGGCUCGUUUGCAUUCAGCAGCGGCCUCGAGUCCUACCUCGCCCAUACCCGUUCGAGCUCCUCUUUCCCCGCGUUCCUAGGCUUCUCCUUAUCCUCCUAUGCCUCAACAACCUUGCCGUUCGUUCUCGCGGCGCAUCGAAACGUGCUGGACCUGGUAGAGCUUGACGAUACCCUGGAUGCGGCCAUUAUGUGCACAGUAGGUCGACGAGCGUCCGUUGCACAAGGAAGGGCUCUGCUUUCGAUCUGGGACCGGUCGUUCAGCUCGGCCAAGCCUGCUGGGGCUUCAGCUGUCCACGUACAGGCGCUGAAGGAAUUUUCCGUUCUGCUACGAGGUACAUCUACGAAUGUCUCCUAUGACUUGCCGACUGCUUCGGCCCAUCUCGCGCCGCUUUUUGGCGCAAUUUCGCGGAUAUUGGGGAUCGGUCUGCAGCAGACGGCAUAUAUAUUCAUGUUGAGCCAUGUGAAAGCUUUGCUGUCAGCAGCGGUGCGAGCAAGUAUAUUUGGACCAUAUCAUGCACAGAAAGUGCUGGCGAGCAAAGAGGUUCAAGAGGGUAUUCAGAAGGUUAUAGAACAGCAUUGGGAUACCACAAUUGAGGAUGCAGGGCAGACUGUGCCUGUCAUGGAUCUCUGGGUUGGGAGACAUGAGAUGUUGUACUCAAGAAUAUUUAACAGUUGA